This is a messenger RNA of Drosophila ananassae, 647 nucleotides long. RefSeq lists its product as uncharacterized. The transcript has a single exon. Lineage: Eukaryota; Metazoa; Arthropoda; Insecta; Diptera; Drosophilidae. Bases 103 to 624 code for a protein of 173 amino acids. The record is from RefSeq and is a predicted model, not a curated record.
UAUCCUUUUUAAAUAACUUGAUGCUGACUAGGAUCUGCUUCGCAUAUUUUUACUAGUGAUUUUUACGUCAGUGCUUUCCCGAAACACUCUACUCAGACAGCCAUGAGUUCCAAGCUGGUACUCACCCUGCAGUUGUUCCUGGUCUCCUCCGCGAUGUCCUUCAACGAGUGCGAGUUUAUGCUGGAGAACGAUUAUCCGUUUACACUGGCCUGUAAGGGUCAGGUAGGUGCCGAAAUAAAACAGAGCUUCCGAGACAGGUUGAUCAAGGCAAGCACGCCGUACUGGAUCUGGAUGAGGCAGCGCCCUAUGCCUCAAAUGCUUAUAUCCUUUCACCAUUCGGCCAUCUCGCCGUGCGAAAAUGUCACCCUCAGCCUAAACUGUCUGCACUGCUCGCAAAGCGACGCUCCUGGGGAACACAUCGAUUCGGAAAGAAUCCACUGCUACAAAAAAAGAUACUCCUACAUCAUAGCCCUUUUAAAGACCUGCGGUAUGGAUUAUAAAUUUAGGUUCGAAAACGUUGCGCUUUACUAUGCAAAGCGGGGUCCGGUGCAGGCAUCGGGUGCCACUCGAGCAGUUCCCUGGGGGAUGGCUUGGUCCUGGGUUAGCUGGUUGUUGCCGGAGUAAGAAUGAGAAAAACGCUUGUCAAG